AGGCGAAGCGGGGCCGUAGCUAGAGUAGGACUGGAAGGAGGGGAGUGGGUGGAUAGCGCGACCACCUGGGAAUGGGAAAUGGCCCUCACAGUGGCAGGGGCGCCGCGUACCUCCGGCAGCACAGCCCCUCCCACGCGAGCGGGCGCCAAAGGGGCGGCCUCCGGGGGCCCACCCUGGGACACUCAGGGGAUGGUGCGCCCGGCCCGCCUGCUGCGCACAGCCCAAGCGAGGACAGCUGGCGCUGAGGAUUCCGCGUGGGGGUCGGAAGGAGUGCUCUGCACCCGGCCCGCUCCUCUGACAGUGAAUUGAGCGCGCGCUUUUCCUAGAAUUGACCACGCCUCCCAACUGCUACUCUGCUUCUCCUCUUGCUUAGAAACUCCAGCUUCACCUCCCCGCGAAAUGGACCCCAACUGCUCCUGCUCCAGUAGUGGCUCCUGCACCUGUGCCAGCUCCUGCAAAUGCAAAGUGUGCACAUGCACCUCCUGCAAGAAGAGCUGCUGCUUCUGCUGCCCUAUGGGCUGUGCCAAAUGUGCCCAGGGAUGUGUCUGCAAAGGGAUGUCGGACAAGUGCAGCUGCUAUGCCUGAUGUGGGGAAAGCCCUGCUCCCAGAGGUAGAAAGUGUCCAAACCAGAAUUGUUUUCCAUACAAUCCUGACCCAGUAGGACAUUUGCUUUUUUCAAAAAUAAAAUAUGGGGCCGGGCGCGGUGGCUCACACCUGUAAUCCCAGCACUUUGGGAGGCCAAGACAGGUGGAUCCCGAGGUCAAGAGAUCGAGACCAUCCUGGUCAACAUGGUGAAACCCCGUCUAUACUGAAAAUACAAAAAAUUAGCUGGGCAUGGUGGUGCGUGCCUGUAAUCCCAGCUACUCAGGAGGCUGAGGCAGGAGAAUUGCCUGAACCCAGGAGGCGGAGGUUGCAGUGAGCCGAGAUCGCGCCAUUGCACUCCAGCCUGGGUAACAAGAGCGAAACUCUGUCUCAAAUAAAAUAAAAUAAAAUAUGUUAAUCAUAAGACAAGUUGACUAUAUCCUGGCUCUGUCUUACAUUAUGUGCCUUGGAUAAAGGAACCUGACACCAAACAGAGAUGGAGUGAGGGAAUGCAUUGAGACCAGACACGUGUGUGCUAUCAUCGUAUCAUCUUACACAGUGUCUUAAGGCAAAUCACAUUACCUAUCUCAGCUAAAAAAUGUAAAAGCAUUAUACAGUAGGUUGGGAAUGGUGGCUCACACCUGUAAUUGCAGCGUUUUGGGAGGCCAAAGUGAGUGGAUCACCUGAGGUCAGAAGUUCAAAACCAGCCUGGCCAACGUGAUGAAACCCCCAUCUCUACAAAAAAUACAAAAGUUAGUUGGGAGUGAUUUCAAGUGCCUGUAAUUCCAGCUAUUCAGGAGGCUGAAGCAAGAGAAUCACUUGAUCCUAAGAGGCAGUGGUUGCAAGAAGCCGAGAUCAUGCUACUGCAUUCCAGCUUGGGUGACAAGAGGGAAACUCCAUCUCAAAAAAAAAAAAAAAGGCAUUAUACAUGUAAGAGAUACAGUGGCAUGGGCAUCUGUAACAGACCUAAGCUUUGGCAAA
Molecule: messenger RNA, 1563 nt
Organism: Callithrix jacchus (white-tufted-ear marmoset)
Lineage: Eukaryota; Metazoa; Chordata; Mammalia; Primates; Cebidae
Product: metallothionein-2-like
Biological process (GO): cellular response to cadmium ion; intracellular zinc ion homeostasis; detoxification of copper ion
Cellular component (GO): nucleus; cytoplasm
Molecular function (GO): metal ion binding
Source: RefSeq, a predicted model, not a curated record